This is a messenger RNA of Cuscuta campestris, 2763 nucleotides long. Lineage: Eukaryota; Viridiplantae; Streptophyta; Magnoliopsida; Solanales; Convolvulaceae. The record is from the annotation of a GenBank genome assembly.
UUAAAAUUUGGAUAAUAAUAAUCUUGUAUAUUUCUUAUAGAAAAUAUUUCUAAUAAUAUUUAGAAAAUAUUAUAGAUAUUUUCUAUACACAAAAUGAUAUUAAUAGAACACAAAGUAUUUUCUCUCACUAAAAAUGUAAUGGCCGAAACUUAAAACAAAUUGGUGAUAUCUCCUUCCUUUUUUUGCUAAUGGUGCGUGAGGUGUAUAUUUAAAACAAAGAUGUGAUUAAUUUUGUCAUUAUCUAAAUGACAAAUAAUUACCGCACUCAGAAUUCAAUCAAAGAAAAUUGUGAUUCUCCUCAAUCCAAAAUGGCCGAACAAAUCAUUGUGAUUGUGAGAAGGAUUUUCAAAAUUCUUCUCCAUUCAAAUGUUCAAAGUGUAUUUUAUUUGACACCAAAAAUUAAUAUAAAUUUAAUUUUAAAUCAAAUAAAAAUACUAAUAUCAUUUUUAAACAAGUAUACAAAUAUACUUUAAAUAGUUUAUGUCAAAAUAAUUAUUUUCAUAAUUAAAAUGACAAAUCAAAAUAAAAUAUUCAACAUAUAAUAUAUAUAUAUAACCGAAUAUUUAUAUAUAUAUUAUUAUAUUCCAAAAUAUUUUAUUUUACUAUUUUUUACAAAUAUACAAAUUACUUAUUAUCCCAUUGUUUAAUCCUACUCCUUAAAUUGUCCAAAGUGUGUGACCCGUAUAGGCACUUAUAAAGCUGGCCACAGUAUUGGUUCUGCACCAAUACUAUAAGCAAUAAGCGGUCAGUUUCCUUUCUCGCCGCCAUGAUUGUUUCUGAUUCCGAUUCGGCCACCCCAUCGGCCAAUUCUCGCCAAGCCGAUCACUUGGCCUCUGGUCGUAACCCCAGCCACACUCAAUCCCUCAGCCGUCGCCGUCGGCCGUGCCUGGCCAAAAGCGGCGCCGAUUGAGGAAGCAAUUUCCUUCCUCAACCCCGGUAGAUGAGGGCUCGAGGGUUAAGUUGGACGAAAACAUCAUGGCGAUGUGCCAUUGCCAGAUUAGUGACCGGGGGUUCACCGAUGCUAUUGACAUGGUUGGACCCUCCAUCGAGGUCUUGAGACCUACCAGUACCCAAACCGCCCUAGACGCUCCUUCAGGGUUCUUCACAGUUCAUCUGGCUUCUCUGAAGAAGGGGCUGCGCUUCCCACUCCAUGUGUUGUUGAUCGAAUUCCUCAAUGUGGUGGACCUCUUUCCUUGCCAACUGGUCCCCAACUCUCACCGGUACAUCGCCGGUUACCUGGUCAGAUGCAAGGAUGUAGGGGUGAAGCCUACCCUGGACCAUUUUGUGUUCACCUUUAAGCUGACCAAGGGCCACAAGGAUUGGGCGUCCUAUGCCAGCCUUUCCCAGAGGUCCAGUAAACUCUUCGCCAGUGACAAGAAGGGGUCAACCAAGAACUGGAAGCCUUUCUUUGUUUUUGUCUCGACCGGGCCCGAAUCUCCUUUCACAGUUGAAUUACAAGAUUUAGAAGAAGAGGUGGACGACGAUCUUCUGCCCAGUCGCUUCACAGCAGGGAGGAAGAGGAAGAGAGAGGCGAAGGGCCAAGGCAAGCGCUCUUCCUCCCACCGAGAGGAAAGUCCUCCUCGAGAGCCAGCUGUAAUCGUGGUGGAGGACCAGGAUGAUGAUGCCCUGGAAACGGGUACAAUGGCGGGCCAUUCUCCUCCGCACUCUUUGAUGCCAGGUGGCGGUCUCACUGGGUCGUCCAAGGGUGUUGCCUCGGAGCGACCUCCCUCGUCGCCCGCAGUAACCUACGAGGUGGCGACCGAGGGUCGUUCGACGAGGCUCUGCAUUCCUCCUCUGCCCCAAAGUCUAGGGGACGUGCAGCUGGAGACCCUGAUCACUCUGCCCGCAGAAGACCAGGCCCGCAUCUCGGCCGCCUCCCAAGAGGACCGCUGCGUCGCUCUUGAGGCAGAUAAGGCCUCAUUGUCCUCGGAGGUAGAAUAUGUCUCUGCUCGCGUGGUCAAGCUAGAAGGGGAGAAAUCUGACCUGAUCCAGCAGUUGGGCACGGUAAUAGCCGAAUGGCUCAAAACUGAACCUGGGGCUCAAUGGAUGGUCAAUGAGGGAACCAAGUCCUUCAACUGUGGACUCUUCUGCGCCCAACAGGUCUUCCGUGACAGCGAGGCGUACAAGGCUCUCUCUGCCAACCGUCUACCCGACGGGCGGAUUUACUGGGAUGCCCCAUGCCCGCUCCAUUCGCUGCAGUGCAUGGCCUGGGAGAGCAUGCAGAAUGAGCACCUGCCCCUCUUAGAGCAUGAGAGUGCGUAUUACACGAGUUUGGAGCGAUGGACUAGCGAGAGUUGCACCAGCUCGCCGGUGAGGCCUAAAGAUGAGGUUGUGGUGGGGGAAGAACUGGGUUCUUCCCUACCCCGCCCCGCUGGUCGCUCACCUCCCUGGAAGGCCCCUAGGCGAUCUGGGGUAGCUCGAGCGGCCUCAGGGUCUGCAUCGUCAUCUAGCAAUGAGGUCUCCGCUGGAGCCCUUUCUUCAAACCCAUAGUAAUUUACGUAAGUUGUUUUUGGGUGGAAUCGAGUUUUGGACUAUAAAUUUUUGUUUUCCGCUGCGUUAUCCAAGCCUCGUUUCCCAACAGUGGUAUCAGAGCCGGCUUACGAAGUUACUAGUUUAGUAGUUUUUACCGUUAUUGUUUUUGUAGAUUAGUCAAUAAAUUUUGGAGACAAAAAUUUAUCCCAUUAAAAUUUAAUUAGGUGGCCAUAUUUAGAUACUGGACCUAAUAUUAUUUUGUUUAGUAAUUUUCGGAAUUACUGUUUGGGG